Pelagomonas calceolata is the source of this 1210-nucleotide messenger RNA. The record is from the annotation of a GenBank genome assembly. NCBI's taxonomy places the organism in Eukaryota, Pelagophyceae, Pelagomonadales, Pelagomonadaceae.
CAAUUUGCAGCAGAACUUGCAGCGAGGCAACUUUCUGCGACGCAAGCCGACAGCUUGACAGCGAGGCCGACGACGCCGCCCACCUGCAUCCGUCUCCGGCGCCACCAGCCGACGCGGACAAGCGAGGCCGACGACGCAGCCUCCCACCAGCAUCCGUCUCCGGCGCCACACGCCGGGGCCAGGAAAGCUGGCUGACAGCAAGGCAGACGAAGAGGCCGCCGGCAAGCUCCUCGACGACGAGGCCGCCAUGGCGCCGCCGCCGCCGCCGAGCGCCGCGUACGUCGCGCUCAUGGCAUCUUUAUAUGCUGUUUGCUCCUCCACCCUCAGCAUAGUGAACAAGUGGGCGCUACUGGGCCUCCCCUACCCGGGCCUCGUCACGGCCUGCCAGUUUCUCACGACGGCCGUGGUCGUUAGCAUCGCGGGCACUCUGAAAUACAUCGACGUAGAACCUUUGAGAAAGGAUAAGCUCAUGCAGAUGGCGCCGAUAAACAUCGUGUUCUACCUCGCCAUUUUUACCAAUGGCCAAGUGCUGAAAUAUGCGACGGUAGAAACGUUCAUCGCCUUUCGAAGUUUGACGCCGUUAUUGGUCUCCGCUCUAGACACCGUGGUAAGGGGAGAACCAGCCCCUUCGCGGCGCACGCUGUGUUGUCUUUGUGCUAUCGCGCUGGGCGCGGCGAGUUACGCGCACAACGACGCGCGCAUCACGCCGGCCGGCUACGCCUGGGGCGUCGUCUACCUGAGCAUCAUCGUGACGGAGAUGGUCUACGCCAAGCACGUCACGGCCACGAUUCAACUGUCGACGUGGUCGCUGGUGCUCUACCAGAACACGAUCGCGUUAUUCCUCUGGCCCUUUGCUUCGUUGGUAUCAGGCGAGUUCCAGUCCCUGCGACUCUUGGUCCAGACGCCGGAGGCCGAGUCGGAACCGCUCAUGACGAUGACGACGUUAGUACCUUUAUUAUUGUCGUGCGUUUUGGCCAUCGGCAUCUCGUUCAGCGCGUGGGGGACUCGCUCAGCCGUGAGCGCCACGCAGUUCACGGUGCUCGGCGUGGCCUGCAAGCUGGCGACGGUGGCCAUCAACGUGCUGGCCUGGUCGCACCACGCGUCCAUCGAGGCGCAGUUCUCCAUCGUCGUCUGCAUCCUCGCGUCGGUGGCCUACCAGCAGUCGGCCAAGGCCGACAAGGCGGGCAAGGCGCUGCCCGUGACGAAGUAG